Messenger RNA from Exophiala viscosa, 1145 nucleotides. RefSeq lists its product as uncharacterized. Lineage: Eukaryota; Fungi; Ascomycota; Eurotiomycetes; Chaetothyriales; Herpotrichiellaceae. The transcript is spliced from 2 exons. The coding region runs from base 162 to 707 and encodes 181 amino acids. The record is from RefSeq and is a predicted model, not a curated record.
CCAUCUUCAAAACACCACAACUCAUAUCCAAUCAAACCAAUUACCACAGACUUAAUUUCAACCUCUACCAGAAUUGAACUUCACCGUCUAUCAACAUCAAAAGACACCUUCGAUUCCAGAGAAACACUCUUCACACUCGACGCCUUGAACAGAUCCUAGCCAUGCCGAACAAGAAAAAGUCAAAGUCUCGUCGCAAUGAUCCUCCUCCACCACCAAAGACGGUCGAUUGCGAAGUUUGUCAACAGCCUAUCAUCAUUCCGAAGACCUGUAGACACGGCAAGAAACUCAUCAAUUGCCAGGGCACCGGCUGCUCCACCGCCCACAUCGGCGCACACGAAAACGUAUGUCCAGGUGGCUUGGGGCAAAUGAUAGUCCGCCAAGGGCUGUUUCCCAUGACGUUUCAGCAAGUGCGCGAACUAGACUACGAUCGAGCACAGAGAGACCUGAUGCUCGCUAUGUGCAUUCGGAAGGCAAUCAAAAGCAUUGAGAGGGACCGAGGCAAGGAGAUGAAGUACUUGAAUGGGAUGCCAAAAGCGGAAUUCCUGGAACAUCUGCCGGGCCUUCUCUUAGCGGACAAAGACAAAAUCAUGAAGUACUUGGACGCCAUUCAGGUCGGAGUGUUGAGCGUUGAAACUUCCGGGUUUUAUGAUGAUGAGGAAAGUGACACAGAGGAAGAAAAGUGUCUAACACCCACGGAAGAUGAAUGAGGGCGCGCAGCACGUGCAGCAAGGAUGCAGGGUGUGUUUCGCUUAUUGGAAUGUACUUUUAGGCCUUUGGAUGUAAUCUACGAUCAUGAGAGAGCGUGGCCUCUUUUGGUGACAAACUGCAAAAUCGCUUCAGCUCGCUCAUGCUACCUCAUCUCAGUAUUUCAAUGUCAGUUGAUAAGACCAUCUUAGCACAAACGAUCAAUCGAGGAGUGAUAUCAUCCAUCAUACAAACAAAAAACAAAAACAAAAACUUUGCCAUGAACCCUGUCGUAUAGGGGUCAUGGUAAGUGAAAGCCGGGUUCGCAGACUUUUUCCGAUCGAGUUGUCGUCGAGGUUUCGGGUUCGUGGGAUCGUCGUGUUCGAGUCGAGAUCUUAACGCCUUCUAGCCCGAUGCUAGUCUGACCUGAUAAGACCUAGGACUUUUGUCGUCGAGAGAUU